AUGAGUCUAAAUAUUUUGAUAUCAUUUGGUGAGAAUUUUCCUCCCAUUUCUCUCUCUAAAAACACACUCCCUCUUCAGCUCCUCCUCACUAUCCACUGUGCAGACCACUCUGUCAAGCCCUUCGACGAGUGGCAACUCAAGCGCUCCCUCACCGUUCCCGAAGACGACAUCGUCGUUCACAGAUUCAAGGACCUCAAGAAGCGCAAACGCAAUGAUCCUGUCGCUCACGAUGGAGAAGACGAUGUUAAGGAACUCGAGAAGAAGUUUUUGGACUGGAGAAGAUCGGUUGUUGGUAAGACUGACGGGAUUGAGUUGAAUCUUAAAGGUGUUAAGUUUAGAUUGACUGCUUUAGUUUCGGAAUCAGAUGAUUUUGGAAUGAGGAAAGAGCUUAAUGCGUUUGGUAAUCUAGGAUAUUCAAGAGGUGGGAGGCAGCAGCAGCCUGAUAAAUUUUGUUGA
Molecule: messenger RNA, 456 nt
Organism: Camellia sinensis
Lineage: Eukaryota; Viridiplantae; Streptophyta; Magnoliopsida; Ericales; Theaceae
Source: RefSeq, a predicted model, not a curated record